GUUGAGACCAUGCUGUCCUCUAUGGUUGAUUGUUGUUCUUUGCUCACCUUUGUUGAUUGUUCCUUAAACUCUGUGAUCUUUAAUUGUGCUUGAUAAUUAAAUUGAAAAUUUCUAAUUAAAUUAAAUUGUUAACAUGCCAUUUGACGAUGAUAUUGCCAAGAAAAUGGGAGACCUUUUGUUAAAAGGUUACUGCUUAUUGAAUGAUUAUUGUUCCGUUUGCUCGUCUGCUCUGAUGAGGUCUAGAGAUGGUACCGAUAUUUGUGUCGCUUGUAGAUCAUCAAGAGAGGUUAAGGAAAGUAACCAAAUGAAUAACAAUGGAAUGGAGGAAGAUAAUCAACCAAUAUCAUCUUCAAUGUCAAACAAUUUGGGUGAAGCUUCAUCAUCAUCAUCAUUUCCUAAUAAAAGAUCUCGUACCUUAUUAAAUACCGAUGGUAUUGACAAGUUUAACCUUCCAAAUGAUGUUUGGCGAAGUGAAUCAGUUCCUCGGAUGUUACGUGAAACCGUUAAGACUAAAUUGUCUUGGGCCUCAUCUCGACUUGCGAUUGACUCAAUUGGUUGUCUAUCUCUCCUGGAAUCUUGUAUCAAUUUGCUAAACAUUAUGGAUACUGAUCUAAGCGAUGCUCCUGAAUACAUGAUAACUAUGCUUAAUUUGGAGAAAUUUGUUGAAUCGGAGCAGAAAAAGAUGUCAGAAUGUGGUGAUAUUCAAGAAUGCAACAGAAUAUGUGACACAAUCUACUUGACAUUGAAAAUGAUGAAAAAUCUGGACCAAGCUAAUGUAACCAAAUUAAAUCCAUUGUGAACACAAACAAAGAUCAAUCAAUCAACCAAAAAAGGACAAUUAUGAUUUACUCUUUUCUGUUGGAAAAUCCAUUCCGGUCAUUGUCACCAUUAUCCUUUUUUUUCCAAGAAGCAAAGUCGGAAUCAUCCAUGAUUAAUCUCUAGGAAGUGACCUUUUUUUUCACCAAAAACAUCAAAAGAUUCAAUUGGAAAUUUUCUUCAUCACUGAGCUUUUGUUUAUUUUAAUUUCUUUUGAUUAUUAUUCCAAAUUUAAACAAAAGAGAAGGAAAGAAAUGAACAGCAAAAGGAAGGGUGGAUUUUCUGAACGGUGUAAACAUGAACCAUUCCAACAUUGACAUACUCUCACCAUCUAAAUUGAAAAGAUUCUGAUGAUUAACUAUCAUCUCUUUUUACACCGAAAUCUUUUGUUAUCCAAAUCUUCAAAUAACCAUGAAAGGAAAUCAAUAUUGUUUAUGGCUCAUUUAAUUUCCAAUCACCAAUAAUUCAAAUAUCCUCACCAUGUAUCGUCAUCACUUUGAUGGACAAAAUUUAGGUCUUCAAUUGUCAUCAUCAUUUGUGUAAAAAUCAUUUCUUGUUUCCUUGAUAAUCUCAAUUAUGUAUCAUUUGAUUUGGAUAUUUCAUCGCCAUCCUAUCAACAUCAUCUCACCAACUCUUUGAUACCCAAAUUAAACUAAUUGUAUAACCAUAAAGAAACAGAAACUUAAUCAGUUAUGAUUUUUGAAAAUUUUAAA
Panonychus citri (citrus red mite) is the source of this 1529-nucleotide messenger RNA. RefSeq lists its product as uncharacterized. NCBI's taxonomy places the organism in Eukaryota, Metazoa, Arthropoda, Arachnida, Trombidiformes, Tetranychidae. The transcript has 2 exons. Bases 134 to 799 code for a protein of 221 amino acids. The record is from RefSeq and is a predicted model, not a curated record.